AUGGUAUCCUCGUCAAGGCGUAGAGGCGCUAAUAGCGUUUCCUCAUUUUGUCGAGUAUUGGUACCUACCGUUGCUGUCGGUUUCCUCCUGAGCGCCGCAGGGGUGGAAGGAGCACAAGAUGUCACAAAGGGUUCAGACGAAGAUCUUCCGCAUUUCCCUGGACGAAUUAGAUCUCCGAACCGAGGUGAACCAAAAGAUCCUGACAGGACAAUUCCCUUGACCAUCACCAACAAAUGUGACUCGACAAUCUGGCCCGGCAUCGCAACACAGGCCGGCAAAGGCCCGGGAACUGGAGGAUUCGAGCUCACUCAGGGAAAGAGUAAAGACCUAUGGGUCUCAUGGGAUUGGCAAGGUCGAGUUUGGGGUCGUACAAAUUGUACUGUGAAUGGUGAUUCGUGUUCCUGCAAAACAGGGGACUGUUUUGGGCUGUUAGAUUGCGAAGCCAGUGGUUCCACGCCAGCAACACUCGCUGAAUUUACACUGGCUGGUGGUUUGCAUGGGAAGCAGACCUUCUACGAUCUGUCUUUGGUUGAUGGCUACAAUCUCCCGAUGGGUGUCAACUUCAUACCCUCCAAAAACACGACAUUCAUCCCGCCGAAUCUCACCAACUGCGCCUGCAUUGCGACACCUAGUUGGAUCUAUGCCAGCAGCCAGACGGGAACAUAUUACACAAACUCGUCAUACCCUGUUCCACUGGAAACUCGAGUCAGCAGCGACAAUGCCCGAAGCUGGUGCCCAUGGAAGUACCUUGCUUUUCCACCCACUAAGCCUGGGGAUGGCAUCUAUCCUUAUCCAGACGAUGACAUCCAACGGCCAGAAUUCUCCCCCUGUAACAGCGCAUGCGCUGCGUACGGAACCGACGAGGAUUGCUGUGUAGGAAAGUACCACGACCCAGAUGUCUGCAAGCCAUCUGCCUACAGCAAGAGAGCCAAGAUUAUAUGCCCCGAUGCAUAUAGUUUUGCUUAUGACGACCAGAAGUCCACGUUCAUUAUUCCCAACGGUGGAGGCUGGGAGGUAAUCAUGUGUCCCAAGGGUCGCUCAACUAACAUUCUGCGACAACUUGGAGAUGAAAUGAAUGAGCUCGCCCAAUCUGGCACCCUGUCGGACGCGACACAGAAGAAGCUCAAAGACGUCAGUUAUAUCGUAUCUGAGAAGAGCCUCGGAAACCAUGUGUUACCUAUCGAACUCAUGAUGGCUUCAACAGCGUUGGCAACUGCACUUUGGUUACUGGUAUAA
This is a messenger RNA of Fusarium redolens, 1236 nucleotides long. Its product is annotated as thaumatin family-domain-containing protein. The transcript has 2 exons. NCBI's taxonomy places the organism in Eukaryota, Fungi, Ascomycota, Sordariomycetes, Hypocreales, Nectriaceae. The record is from RefSeq and is a predicted model, not a curated record. Bases 1 to 1236 code for a protein of 411 amino acids. Gene Ontology annotation, cellular component: extracellular region. Gene Ontology annotation, biological process: defense response.